GCACGAAACAGCAGUCUUGCGAAAGAGAAACGUACACAAACAUUGCAGCUUUCCUUGGUGCUCGGAAAUGGAUUUAAUACUGCUUGCAGGAAUCGCAACUGCACUGCUAGUUGUGUUAAUCACCCUUCUAUUCCUUAACAAAAGCAAAUCAAAGAGUGAUGGGUCUGCUGCUGCAGCACAAGCACCACCAGCGCAAGUUGAUGAGAAUGUUCCACGUCGCGCACAGGUGGUGCGAAACCAAAGGAAUCGGGCCCGUGUUGCUCAGAUAGCUGAACCCGUGGGCGAUUCGGAGGAGGAAGAUACCAUACCCCCGGCACAGCAUGACUACGCGGGUGAAAAGAUGGGCGCUAAAAAGCGGGCCAAGCUGGAAGCCAAGGCCCAAAAGAAGACGGAACGCGAGCAAGAGCUAAGGCACCGCGAAGAGCAGAAAAAGCGAGAGGCUCUGCUGGAGGAGGAGCGCCGUAAACAGGCGGAAAAGGAGGAACAGGCCGAAAAGAACCGGGAAGAGGCGGAACGGCUCGCGCGCGAAGAGAAAGAGCGCAAGGAACACGAGGAAUAUCUUUUGAUGAAGCAAGCGUUCAGCGUCGAGGAGGAAGGCUACGAGGAGGAGGAUGCAGAUGGGCAGGAAAAUAGUCUGCAGGAGUUCAUCAAGUUUAUACAGGACAACAAGGUCGUCGUGCUGGAAGAUUUGGCAGUGCAGUUCAAGCUGAAAGUGCAAGCAGUUAUCGAUCGCAUUGGUGAGCUGCAAAAGGAGGAACGAAUCACUGGUGUGAUCGACGAUCGGGGCAAAUUCAUUUACGUGUCGGAAGAGGAGCUGAAAUCGGUGGCCAAGUUCAUCAAACAGCGGGGUCGUAUCUCUAUUACGGAGCUGGCGGAAAACAGCAACCAGCUGAUAAACUUGACACCGGUCGUUGCUUCCGAAAGCGCCUAACAAGUGUGGUGAUAGGCAGAAUGUAUCAUAGAUCAUUUAUCUAUUUGUUUCCUUCCAAGCCGCCAAUAUAUUGUUUCAUUAUCAUACAGCUCGGUAAA
Anopheles stephensi (Asian malaria mosquito) is the source of this 1029-nucleotide messenger RNA. RefSeq names its product DDRGK domain-containing protein 1 (gene Ddrgk1). The coding region runs from base 68 to 931 and encodes 287 amino acids. NCBI's taxonomy places the organism in Eukaryota, Metazoa, Arthropoda, Insecta, Diptera, Culicidae. The transcript is spliced from 3 exons. The record is from RefSeq and is a predicted model, not a curated record.